Molecule: messenger RNA, 4054 nt
Organism: Xenopus laevis (African clawed frog)
Lineage: Eukaryota; Metazoa; Chordata; Amphibia; Anura; Pipidae
Gene: kbtbd7.S
Product: kelch repeat and BTB (POZ) domain containing 7 S homeolog
Exons: 1
Coding region: 206-2146 (646 amino acids)
Source: RefSeq, a predicted model, not a curated record
AGGCCUGAAAAAGAAUGUAUUGGUUUGUAUUGAUGAAGAUGCGUAUGUGCCCAACAUAAAGAUGGUUUCCGUGGCUACUGCCAUCACGUGUCCCUGGAUCGUACGCAAAGCGUCUACGUCAGGCAGCUGUUGGGAAGGGCGGAAGCCAUAGGAGUAGUGGGUACAGGCCUGUUCUCUUAUCCCGCUGUGUGUGCGUGUUCCGGCCAUGGCUGCCUCCUCGGUUUCCGAUCUGUUUUCGGGGCCGGAGUUACUGGAAGACCCGGCUCACGCCUCUGCACUGUUGGCUCAGCUGAAAUCAUUUUACGACGCUCGAUUGUUGUGCGAUGUGACUAUACGAGUGUUGGGGGGCAGAGGCCCCGAUGAGCUUGUUGCAGGAGGAGGAGAAGCGGAGAGCGGCCGGAGCUUUAGCUGCAACCGGAACAUUCUGUCUGCGGCCUGCCCUUACUUCAAAAGUAUGUUCACUGGAGGCUUGUACGAGAGCAAGCAGCAGCAGGUCACUCUGCACGACAUGGACCCGGAGUCUAUGGCUCUGAUCAUUGAUUAUUGUUACACGGGCAGGGUGACUGUGACCGAAGCCAACGUGCAGCGUCUGUAUGCCGCCGCCGAUAUGCUGCAGCUGGAGUACGUGCGACAGGCCUGUGCUGGUUACUUAGCCCGGCGCCUGGAUGUGCACAACUGCGCCAGUAUACUUCGCUUUGCCGAUGCCUUUGACCACCCCGAGCUGAGAUCCCGCUCCCUGGCCUUCAUGGCUCGUCACUUUGAGCAGCUGUCAUUCGGGGAUGAGCUGUGUGAGCUGAGUCUGGCCCAGCUGAAGGAGGUACUGACUAUGGACAAUCUGGAUGUGACCAGUGAGAGGCUUGUGUGUAGCGCAGCCCUGCGUUGGCUUGAGGCAGGCCCAAAGGAAAGGGCAGCAAUGAGCCAGGAGAUAUUGCGCUGUGUGCGCUGGCAGCACUUUACAGACAAGGACCGGGUGUAUCUGGAGGGGCUCAGGGCUAAAUCAUUUGUGCGCAAACACUGCCAUCAGUAUUUGGAUGCUGUCCUGCAGGAUAAAGAUGGCAAAGCCCCUCCUGUUGGAUUGCCGUGCCAGGAAGGAAGCCCACUCAGAAGGAUCGGGAUGCUCGCCAAGGAGAUGGUUAUAUUCUUUGGCCAUCGCAAGGAGCCUUUUUUAUGUUAUGACCCCUACUCAGGUGAUAUAUACACCAUGCCAUCUCCGCUGACCAACUUGGCGCUUGGCAAAGCCAUGACGUCCUCUGCUGUUUGUGUGUCGCCUGAAAACGACUUGUACCUGGCCACCCAACCAAUGAAGCAGCUGUGGGUGUAUAGCCCCAUUCAGAACAACUGGCAGCUGCUGGCCGAAAGGCUCAUCUGCAGAGAAGGCAUGGACGUGGCCUACCUUAAUGGCUAUGUUUAUAUUGUCGGAGGCCGUGAGCCAUCCACGGGUGCCAAGAUUAAGGAGGUCGAGUGCUACAGCGUGCAGAGGAACCAGUGGUCUCUAGUGGCCCCUCUGCCACAUUCAUUUUAUUCAUUUGAGCUUGUGACUGUCAACGACUACUUGUAUGCGGUCAGUAACAAAAGGAUGCUAUGCUAUGACCCUGCCUGCAACCAAUGGCUUAACUGUGCCUCUCUAAAGCGCUGCGACUUCCAGGAAGCGUGUGUCUUUAAUGAUGAAAUAUACUGCAUUUGUGACAUCCCAGUGGUGAAGGUGUACAAUCCCGCCAGAGGGGAGUGGAGGCGAAUAUGUGAAAUCCCAGCUGAGGGCAAUACAAAUAACUAUCAAAUCGUACGGCAUGGUUCCAAACUCCUCCUAAUCACAUGCACCACGGUGCAGUGGAAGAAGAACCGCGUAACUGUGCAUGAGUACGAUGUGACUAACGAUCGCUGGAUAAAUAUUGGCACAAUGCUGGGCCUUCUGCAUUAUGACUGUAGCUUCAUAUGCCUCUCCGCUCGGGUAUAUCCAUCCUGCUUGGAGCCAGGGCAGAGUUACAUAACGGAGGAGGAGGAUGUGCGCAGUGAGUCUAGCACUGACUGGAUGGAUGGCUUUAGUGAGAUAGACUCGGAAUCUGACAGCCUUAGCUCCUUUUCAGAGGAUGAAUGGCCAAGAGUGGCAGUAGCACGACAUCGGAUAUACGUUGAGGGCGCCUUCUAAAGGCUCAUUUCUGUCUGCCACAAAACUUAUUUAUUAUAAGGUCUGUGAGCCAAAAUAUGAGAGUAAAAAACAUUCUGGGCCUCACAAUGAGGCAUGUGAUCUCAAGCAUAUUUUGCCAAAUCAGCAUCUUGUAUGUGAAGGAAAUGUUUAACUUAACACACGUCUCUGGGAAAGAAGGCUAGUUUCCUUUAUUCCUAUCUAGUGCUGAUAGAUCCUAGUGUGAGAGACAAUAGCAUUGCAUUGGUAAGUCCUGUGCAGCAAAGGAAGGCAGCAAAUUUGCUUUGAAGCAGCCAUUUCUGAAAAUCACUUUCUUACAACUUUAAUAGCGCACAUUUUCACAUUUUUAGUUUGUAUUUUAGCCAAUAAAAAUCACUCCUGUGAACACCAGCUGCCCCAAAAAAUAUAAAAAAAAAGAAAUCUCUUUUAUAGUGUGGCAUGUGUAUUGCAUUGUUAGGUAUUAUGCAUUACUUAUUUAUAGAAGGUAUUUUAUAUUCAGAAGUGUGGCUGCUGUUGCACAUACGCCAAGUCAGCACAUAGGUUCUUUUUGGCUCAGAGGGUUCUAAAAUCUGGACUCCAGCAUAUCCCUCAAUGUAUAUUAAGUUAAACGUAUUCCAUUGGCACUUAGGAGUCAAAAACUGACCAUUGCCAGUGCCACCCAUGAGCUAAAUAUAUGACACCUCAGAUGUUUUUGAGGGGAUGCUCAUAUGUGCCUUUGGGUGGACUUUUUGGUUUGCAAGCAGUCUGCUGGCUUUGGGAUCCAGUCUUGCAUUGCAGCAGGCAGUAGCUAUUUUAACUUUUGGGUUGCACACUAGAGCUGUGCUAUGCAGCCACUGGAAAAAAGAAAUUUGUUUUUAAUGACACCAGUAUCUUUUUAAUGUCUUUUAAGUGCAUCCUGCUGUGGUACCUUCAUUUUAUAGCAUGCCCCAGAAUAGGCUAAAAAACCGCUUGGCUCUCUAGUAUGUGGAGGUGCUUUUCGAGAGCCACAGAGAUUACAUAUUAGCUGACAGCCUGAUUAGCUGAGCAGAUCUUUAGUACAGCAGUCUCUAUCAACAAGAUACUUGUCACAUUUAAGUUAGGUAACAUUUCUAAGGCUGAGUUCCCAAGGGCACCAUUUCUACACUUCUUCAGUGCUGAAGAUUUCUAUAAUUUAAGUACUUUUUUGCCUGUUUCCACUUAACUUCAGCAAGAGUCAUUUCUAAACCCUUACUUGUCUCUUCUGUUUUCCUCUUGCCACUUAUAAUCCAAUUACUUUGUAAAAAGUUGGUCAUUUGAGACGACCGCUCUCAACAAGUUGAAACCUUUAUUCAUCAGAUUAUGGUUUUUCAGAGGUACAUGGGGAAAUGUUUUCAGAAUCAUUUUUUAACAUGGUGCACUGUGUCCCAAUUCUCAAAAUAUACAGGUUUUUUUUUUAAAGGUGAAAUUAACCGUGGAUAAUUUUUUUUUAUCUCUGUUCCUCAGUACAAAAAACAUUUAUUUUCCUUUUUGUAAAGAAGCACUCUUCUUGUUCAGACUGCUGGUUUGUGGCAGCUGAAUUAGAUGCCUAUAACUAGCGAUGUAAGCUCAGCAAUGCCACAGCAUUAAAAUGGGUGCCUGUUUUAUAGGCAAAACAUAAAGCCGUAAAAGACAGAAAAUGCAUUGGAAGCUGAAUGGAGGCUAAACUGUGCAUCUGUACAUGCCCUACAGUGUUAAGAAAACACACACUAUGUGGUUUGGUUUGUUAACCUCAAUUUAUGUGCAAAUGUUUUUGCUAAAAAAAAAUCACCUUCCCUUCGGUUUUUUCCCCCAAUAUAGAGCUUCUAAUUGUGGUUUUUGAAAAAUAAGUUGUUGAAGAGAGUGGUAAACGUGGAUCAUUCAAUGCAAGCUUGGUUUAUAUUGGAAUAUUUUGUUCUAAUAAAUCAUUUUCCUUCA